Molecule: messenger RNA, 1356 nt
Organism: Schistocerca serialis cubense
Lineage: Eukaryota; Metazoa; Arthropoda; Insecta; Orthoptera; Acrididae
Exons: 4
Coding region: 49-1356 (435 amino acids)
Source: RefSeq, a predicted model, not a curated record
GAUCAGAUAACUUUCCAAAGUGAAUGAAUGUGGAUGGUUUGAUUGAAAAUGAUUAAUUGGUGCGUGGUAGAGGGUAUUUGCUGUGGGAACAUUACAAGAGGGUUGUAUUAUAAUGCAAGCAAACAAGAAAUUUCAGGGUUUCAAGAUUUAGGGCAUUUAGGGAAGUCAAAUAUUCAUGCAAAUCAUGCAUUAGUUUUCAUGGUUAGAGGCAUACAUAAAAGCUGGAAGCAGGUUGUUGCUUAUUAUUUCACUCACAACUCAGUUUCAAGUAUCACUUUAAAAAGUCUUAUUACCUAUGUCAUAAAGCAAUUGCAAGAAAUAGGGCUAAAGGUAGUUCAUAUAGUUUGUGACCAGGGUGAAACCAACCAGGGAGCACUGAAGGAACUCUGCUGUGAGAAAUCUACUGAGGCUUUUCUUCUGGAUCAGCAGAAGAUGUUUAAGACAUCACCAAAACUACGUAGGAAUCAUUUUGAAUUAAUUACUAAAAUUAAAGUCAAGGUAGCUGCAGCCCAGGUUAGUCAUACAGUUGCUGCAGUUAUUGAAACUUAUGUGGCAUUUAAUAUCUUACCUGCUGAGGCAAUAUACACUGCAGAAUUUGUUGAAAAGAUGGAUUGUUUAUUUGAUUCACUGAACAGUUCCUAUUGUUAUCCACAAGAUGAAAAUGGCUUUAAUUUUUUAAGCAUGAGGGCUUUCAAUCAAGACCCAGUGGAGAAUGUAUUUUGUUGUGUGAGGCAGCAUGGUGUUGCAAACACCAACCCAACUUGCUUUCAGUUCAAAGCAGCAUUGAAAACAGUUAUAGCCAAUAACAUGUCCUUACCUACAAAGUCACUAGGUAAUUGUGAGGAUGAUAGAUGCAUGCCAUUAAGCAAUUUAAGGCAAUUUUUGGGAGCUAGUGAUGACAACUUUCUUGACUCCACAACAGACCAUUCCAUUAUAGAUCGAAGUGCUUUAUAUUGUGCCCUUGCUGAUAAUGAAGCUUCUGCUGGUAGUGGUGGGGCUGAUGUAAGAAAUGACAGACAAGCACUAGCAUAUGUAGCUGGUUACAUUCUACGAAAGAUGGGUGUAACAUUUGAAACCAACAGUAGUGGCUGUAAAACAACUCUGUUCUCACCAACACCCACAGAACAUCAUUUAUUUACAAGUUUCAAAGAAUAUGAUGCUUUAAACCCAAAAUUAUUGUAUUCUAGUGACAGCUUAAUGUCCUUUGUAGCAAAUGUUCAUACAUCACAGGCACAAGGCCCACAGGCAGACCCAUCUAUGGAAAAACUGAUGAACGAACUAGCUAGACUAAAUGCUAGGCUGAAGAAAUAUGCCAAUAACAAUGGGGUUAGAGGCAAGAACAACCAGCGUCGCUGA